UUUACUAAUGAGUUCAGUUAUAGAAUCAUCUAUACUUGUAUCUCUUAACUGUAGCUCACAUUUGCUACUUUUCUCUGUAGCAAAUGUGAGCCCUCGACUAGCAGCCAUUAUCCGGGCUAACGGCCAAAAUCUCCAGGCCCUUCUUAACUGUUUCUUUGAGAGCAAUGUCAUACGCCUUCUAAGAGAAUCGGGCCUUCAGCGGGUGUUAGCUAUUUUGGAUGCCUGGGAGAAGAUAGAGCGUCGGCAUCAGGUGAAGGUUAUCAAGGCAAUCUUAGGAACAUUAUCUCACGUCUGUGACUCGAAACAUGGACGCAAAGCUGUAAUGUCCUUGAAUGGCAUGGAAAUUGCACAGCGUUUUAUACAAACGUGCCCUGCUGACAAGAAAUUUGAUAGCAACCUUGCAAGUGCCACAAAUGUUUUCCUAAAGUGUGUUAGUAAGGGAGAGUUACCUGUGUCUUCCAUACGUUCAGCAUUUACCUUCCAGGUGCCAAAUAAAGCUGAUUCAGAAGCAAGCUCAGAUGUUUCUCAUAAACCUACCUCAGGUUUGGAUGGUGAUUCUUCAGAAGAUGAAGGAGAUGAUGAGGUGGAUGAGGAUGAAGAAGAUUUUGAGUUGUCCAGAGAUUUUAAAGGAAUUGACUUAAUCUCAGAGUAUUUUCCUCAAAGACCCAGGAUGGAAGAAUUGUUGAAAUUAGAACCUCUUUUUCCUGAACUUAACAAUUUUCAUGUUCCUGAUGUGACAAGAAUGAAAGAGGCUGUGCCUCAUACCAGAAAAGCUGGGAGCUCAACACCUAAAGAAAACAGAGAACAUUACCUUCAAGCUUCCAACGCUCCAAAGAGUCUUAUAAACUUUGUGAAAGUUGCCUAUCCAGACAUGGUGGCUGCGUUUGGUUCUUGUCUUCUUGAGAAAUUGUAUGAAAAGGACCGCAAAGUUUGCAGGUGGAGUUUAUUACUACAGUAUUUAAUAUAUUUCAUCAAUGCAAUGUGAUAUUUUAGUGUGUAA
Molecule: messenger RNA, 1000 nt
Organism: Cherax quadricarinatus
Lineage: Eukaryota; Metazoa; Arthropoda; Malacostraca; Decapoda; Parastacidae
Source: RefSeq, a predicted model, not a curated record